AUGUCUAUCCUCGAUGAGUUCAGGACUCGCAAUUUCAGCAUCUACGGACAGUGGUUCGGCAUCCUGUCCAUGAUCAUCUGCUUGGCUACGGGCAUUGCCUCCAUCUUCACCACUCACCCGCUGCUCAUCAUCUUUUGCGCCCUGGCCAUCGUCUCGGCCUUCAUCAUCCUCUUCAUCGAGGUCCCCCUUCUGCUCCGCAUCUGCCCUACCUCGUCCAAGUUCGAUGCCUUUAUCCGCCAGAUCACGACAAACUACCUUCGCGCCGCCGCCUACGCCGUCAUGGCCGUCAUACAGUUCCUCAGCACCCUCGUCACCGGCAGCAGCCUAAUUGCCGCGGGGGUCUUCCUCAUCAUCACGGCCAUCUGCUACCUGCUUGCUGCCAUCAAGGGACAGGCUUUUGUCGGGAGCAAGACGCUCGGCGGCCAGGGUGUCGCCCAGAUGAUUGUUUGA
Molecule: messenger RNA, 450 nt
Organism: Geosmithia morbida
Lineage: Eukaryota; Fungi; Ascomycota; Sordariomycetes; Hypocreales; Bionectriaceae
Exons: 4
Coding region: 1-450 (149 amino acids)
Biological process (GO): vesicle-mediated transport
Cellular component (GO): Golgi membrane
Source: RefSeq, a predicted model, not a curated record